UUUAUAUAUUAAAAACACUAUUAUUUGAAUCAAAUUACACCAUUUUGUUUUAUUUUAAAAUAAUUAUAUGUAUUAUACUUUGGUAAAAGAUGCAAAGAACUGUAUCAUUUAAAAAAAAUAAAAAUAAUGUUAUUUAUGUUGGAAAUUUACCAAAACAACUCACUGAAGAACAGUUAAAGACAUAUUUUAAUCAAUUUGGAGAUGUCAUUAAAAUUAGACUAUUUAAAUCUAGGAAGACUAAUAGAUCGAGAGGAUAUGCUUUUGUCCAGUUUGAAGACCAUGAAAUCGCAAAGAUCGCAGCUGAAACUAUGGAUAAAUACCUAAUUGACGGUAAAAGCCUUAAGGUUCACGUCAAAGAAGGGGAUCAAAUAGUCAAGCAUCUAUUUAAAAAAGGAAAAAAGGUGUUGGUAAAGGAGAGCAAGGUAAGGUUCUUGAACACGAAAUUGGAGUUGGUGUCGAGAAAUUUUCAGACUAAACUAGAGAAAGUGUUAGAUUCCAUAAUAAACGGAAAUAAAGAUGACUCGAAAAAGGAAAUAAAGUCUUUUAUCAAAAAAUUAAAUGUGAAAAUUGAAAAAUUAAAGGAUAAACAGAAGAGCCUUGGUACAGAUUUGUGUAACAGAGAGAUUGAAGUCUAUUCUAAGGCUCUAUCAGCCUUAAAGAAUCAUUUAAAUUCAUAAUUUAUCUAUCUUUUUA
Molecule: messenger RNA, 693 nt
Organism: Theileria parva strain Muguga
Lineage: Eukaryota; Apicomplexa; Aconoidasida; Piroplasmida; Theileriidae
Gene: nifk
Exons: 3
Coding region: 90-677 (195 amino acids)
Biological process (GO): maturation of LSU-rRNA from tricistronic rRNA transcript (SSU-rRNA, 5.8S rRNA, LSU-rRNA)
Cellular component (GO): nucleolus
Molecular function (GO): RNA binding
Source: RefSeq, a predicted model, not a curated record